Psilocybe cubensis is the source of this 1518-nucleotide messenger RNA. RefSeq lists its product as uncharacterized. Gene Ontology annotation, cellular component: nucleus; cytoplasm. The record is from RefSeq and is a predicted model, not a curated record. The coding region runs from base 1 to 1518 and encodes 505 amino acids. The transcript is spliced from 9 exons. Lineage: Eukaryota; Fungi; Basidiomycota; Agaricomycetes; Agaricales; Agrocybaceae.
AUGUACCCGACUCUCCUCCUCCUCCUCGCCCUCCCCUUCUUGGCUCUCGCACAGAGUUCGAAUACGAAUUCCAACAGUGCCAGCCAGACAGCCAGCAACACAGCCAGUGCCAGUAACACCGCGUCUGCAAAUGCGACCACAAGGGCCCCGACAUCCACCCAGUUCACCACCAUCGUAUCCACUUCUCUCACCACAUUCGUCGGUGUCGUAACAAGCGGAGGCAAUCGGAUCGAAACCACGAUCGUGUCCUCAUCAGUCUUCUCCACCGUGCAGCCGGUGUCGACUGGCAAUUCAACUGCAAACAACAGCUCCUCGUCCUCCUCGUCCUCUACAACAACAACGCCCAAAAAUCUCCCUACAGCACCAGCAGAUGUGAACGGGGGUGGAAAGGGUGGGGCGCCAGUGCCGGGAGCGAAGACACAGAACGGGGCCUAUGGGCCAGACGACAACUACAUUGCGGCCGCAACAGGACUUGCGGCGCGGGCGAUGGUUGCGAGCGCGGUGGUUAUUGGAACACACAACGGCACUUUUCACUGCGACGAAGCCCUCGCAGUCUUCCUUCUUCGACAGACAUCCACCUACCGCGAUGGAGACCUCAAGCGCACUCGCGAUCCCGCCGUUCUCGCUACCUGUGACAUCGUUGUAGAUGUUGGCGCCGUCUACGACGAAUCCAAGCAAUUGUUCGACCAUCACCAGCGUGGAUUCACAGAGGUUUUUGGGCAUGGAUUCGAAACAAAACUGUCCUCUGCAGGUCUUGUUUACAAACAUUUCGGCCAAGAAGUCAUUGCCAACAGAAUCCAGGCUCCUCUUGCCGAUCCCAAAGUUAACACUCUCUGGUUGAAGAUGUACAAAGAGUUCAUUGAAGCCAUCGAUGGCAUUGACAACGGGGUUUCUCAAUAUCCCAACGACAUCAAACCCAAAUACCGUAGCCGCACCGACUUGUCAAGCCGCGUUGGUGCUCUCAACCCUUGGUGGAAUCAGCCUAGUGAUAGCCAAACCAUGGAUGCAAGUUUUCUUAAAGACGUCCAGAGUACUCCAAUGCUCUUCGAGAAAGCAUCCCAACUUACAGGGCAAGAGUUUACAGGCAAGCUGGAUUACUACGCAAAUGCAUGGCUUCCGGCGAGAGAUCUUCUCGUUGAUUCGGUUACGUCUAGCAAGGCAAAAGUCGACCCCACAGGCAAAAUUAUCCUUUUCGAGCAAUUCCUCCCUUGGAAGGAACACUUGUUUGAGUUAGAGGCCGACGAAUCGGUUCCUGCAAUUAAGGCCAACCAGGCCAUAUAUGUUGUUUACCCUGAUGAAACGAGUCAAAAUUGGCGCGUCCAGGCUGUUCCCCUCUCCCCGGAGAGUUUUGAAAGUCGCAAGGCCCUGCCUGAAGUCUGGAGAGGUUUGAGAGAUGAAGAACUUUCCAAGGCUUCCGGUAUUGAAGGUGGGAUCUUCAUUCACGCAUCCGGUUUCAUUGGUGGAAACAAAACCAAGGAAGGUGCUUUGAAAAUCGCCCAGGCUGCCCUUGAGAUGUGA